UAACGUUUUUGGAAUGCAUGAGUCUGUCAGGACCCGACACAAUGUUUACACAGUUUUCUGGCUGAAACCCUUGCAGUGAAGGAAGGAGGAGAGUCCCGGGGAAAAAGAGCAAUGGGUCCAUGGUUCUGCUUUUUCACAGCUCUGCUCUUGGUGGAGACUCAAAGCUGCCCCGAGAUCUGCAACUGUGUUGCCAAGAAGAAAUACGGCCGCCACAUCGCCGACUGCUCCUACAGAGACCUCCGGGCCGUUCCCCUCGGCCUGCCCUUCAACGCAACUACUCUCACCUUGUCCGUCAACCACAUCUCCUCCCUGCAGGAAGACUCCUUUGCGGAUGUUGUUGACCUGCAGGCCCUGUGGCUGUCGCACAAUGAGAUCAGCACCGUUGCCCGGGGCGCCUUUGCCUCCCUGGUGCAGCUGAGGGCCAUUGAUCUCAGCCACAACCGGAUUGCCCUCUUCCCCUGGGGGGACCUGGCCAACCUCACUGCCCUGCAGCAGCUGAAGCUCAGCAGCAACCGGCUGGAGAGGGUCCCCCCAGAGGCCUUCCGCACCCUCAAGGACCUGAGAUCCCUCUGGCUGAAUGACAACAGGCUCUCCGUCCUCGCCAGAGGGACCUUCAGCUCCCUGCCCCUCUUGUCCCAGUUGCAGAUCAACCACAACCCCUUCAACUGCUCCUGCAAGGCCUGGGGACUGAAGAGGUGGCUGGAGGAGACUCUAGUUUCCAUCCCAGAGAGGGACUCCAUCACCUGUGCUGCCCCAGACAACCUGAAGGGCUUCAUCCUUGGGAGAGCUUUGAAGCUGGACUGCAUGCUUCCCUCUGUCCAGUUGGCCUAUCACUCCAGCUUGGGCAACAGUGUGCUGCACGAUGAGCUUACUCUCCGGUUGCACUGCAGUGCGGUGGGAAGGCCGCCACCGGAGAUCCAGUGGAAAAUCCAGACCUCCACUCAGGAGAUGGUGAUCAGUGGACCAAACGUGGGAGAAGGGGGCAACAGGCUGGCUGCCGGGAGUUUGGAGCAGCGCAUCCUGGUCUUCAAGAACGGCUCGAUGGCCAUCCCUGAGUUCAGCAAGGCUGAUGAGGGCAUCUACACCUGCCAGGCCUUGAAUGAUGUGGGGUCUCGGGAGGCCUCGGUCAAUGUGGCCUUGGCCGGUUCGAAGAAUCCUGCCGGGGACAUCAUCCGGAACAAUAUCCAAGCCAGCGAGCCCCAAACUGAACCUUGUGAGAAAGAGGAGUCCCCCAAAUCGGAAGACAAGUUCGUGGUGAUCUACCUUACCCCCGUGGUGCCGAUGACCAGCAAUGAGGGAGCCACCCUUUGGGAGCCACAGGCCUGGGCUGGUGUCCUUCUGCUUCCACUGCUCACUCUUUAUGGCUGAGACACUUGCAGCCUGGUAUCAUGCGUAGGAACGUAGUGCUGCAUUAUUGGAGGCGAGGCUGAGAUAUUAUUUAUUGCAUUUAUAUCCCACCAGUUUCUCCCAGGAGCUCAAGGUAACGUAGUUAGUUCUCGCCAUAACCCAUUUUAUCCCUACAACAACAACAACCCUGUGAGGGAGGUUAGGCUGAGAGGCAGUGACGUUAAUGGCCAAGUAGGUGUUUGAAACUUGGUCUCUCUCAGGUCCUGGUCCAACACUCUAACCACUACGUGUCACUACCCCCCUGGUUGCAAAGCAGAGCUGUCAAAGUUAAAUCAUCAUUCCUCCUUCCAGGAAACCUUGAGAACUGUAGUUCCCCAUGUAGGGAUUAGAGUCCACUAACACAGAAUCCUCAGCAACUUAGAAGGAAGCCAUGGCAUUGCAGUAGGAAAAGUGACUGAGC
Molecule: messenger RNA, 1807 nt
Organism: Zootoca vivipara (common lizard)
Lineage: Eukaryota; Metazoa; Chordata; Lepidosauria; Squamata; Lacertidae
Gene: ISLR
Product: immunoglobulin superfamily containing leucine rich repeat
Molecular function (GO): protein binding
Source: RefSeq, a predicted model, not a curated record